Molecule: messenger RNA, 765 nt
Organism: Aspergillus saccharolyticus JOP 1030-1
Lineage: Eukaryota; Fungi; Ascomycota; Eurotiomycetes; Eurotiales; Aspergillaceae
Product: spherulation-specific family 4 protein
Exons: 3
Coding region: 1-765 (254 amino acids)
Source: RefSeq, a predicted model, not a curated record
AUGUCAUCCACGCCCCUUCCCAAGGCCGGCGUGCUGGUACCUUUGUAUAUCUAUCCAUUGACACCCAAUAGCUGGGAUCCACUUUAUGACGCAAUUGAGACCCAUCCCGAUCUGGAAUUUCUGGUGAUUAUCAACCCCAACAGUGGUCCUGGCGAUUUGCCAUCCCCUGAUCCGAAUUAUGCACGCGAGGUGGCCCGUCUGAAUAGGUAUCCGAAUGUUUACCUCAUCGGCUACAUCCGUAUCGAUUAUUGCCGAAAGCCUCUCUCCGACACCUUCGCAGAGAUUGAUCGCUAUGCGCACUGGGCGAUUGACGAGCGCCCAGGGCUGGGACUAGGGGGAAUUAUGGUGGAUGAGACACCCAACCAUCAUAGCGUCGAGCGAGCCGAGUAUUUGCAAAAGCUGCACGAGUAUGUGAAAUCGGUGGAGGGCAUCCUUCGGGAUCGAUUGGUUGUCCACAAUCCGGGCACGCCGCCUGAUCCCAAAUUGGCCGACCCGAGCCCGGAUCUCAUCCUCGUUUGCGAAGAGCCCUAUCCUCGCUACUGCUCCGACGAGGUGCAGCACCACCUGGCGCGCUUCGACUAUUCCCGCCUCCAAUGUGGCUACAUGAUUAGUGAGGUGCCGCGCGACGAGGUGCGGGCCCUGGUGCAGAAUCUGCGCCAUCGUGCUGCCUACAUCUUCGUCACCGAGAUCGCGGGUGAUUUUUACGAGCGCUUUGGGCCCCAGAGUUGGGGAAUGAUGAUGGAGGCCCUGCAGUUGGCUGAGUAG